GCUCUGCCGCCGACUUCUCAGAAGCCUAAGAAGCAAGGACAGCCAGAAGCGUCGAAUGCUUCUGAAGAGCUACACCUGGCCGUUGAAAAUACACCAAGUUUAUUGCUGGUUGACACAACGAGUUCAAAAUAUUCUGAUGCCGAAUCAACAGACGCGCCUUGUAAGAGGCCACGCUUGGAUUUCAGCAGCGUCGCGCCCCCUCCACGUGAAGAAAAGGAUCCUUUUCAACACGAUACUGACACAUUGAGUGGCACAUGCACUGCCGACGCACCUAGUCACACAGCUGAAAAGCAACAAGUUUCUUCCUCAUCUCAAAAAACUACGGAGCAAGAGAGAAGUCAUGGACCAACGCAAGAGCAGCGACCCACCGAGUCCCUGUUCCUCCAGGACGGAGGACAGCAAAUGACAAUUUCCGCUCUGUCAGGCUGUGCUUCCAGCCUUAAACUCCCAAGUGAAGCCUGGGCAGUCCAAGUUUCUGACAGAUUUGGGGUUAAAUCUGUUGUUUUCAGUGAGCUAGAAUUGCCGAAAGAGAGUAACCAGGCGCCUUUUCAUAGAAAAGUACUAGAAGUAACCACAUCACAUAAUGACUCCUUGUCAGUGAAAUGUUUUGUUUAUGGCCGUUUUGUUAACGUACAGACCAUAAGUUCUGGUUUGCCCAUGAAUUCCCUAGCUGAUAUAGAGUGUGCAGUACGGGUCUUUCAUGAAAUGCAUGUGUGUGCAGGUGGUCCCAGUGGUGAAAUGUACAAUAAUAUACGCCCAGAGUGCGCAUAUAUUGACAAAUGUGGAACCUGGCGGCACAACCGUUGCCUACUAGUGACAGAGAGUACAAGUUGCAAUGCAUGUGCUAAGUUAAAAGAUGUACUUCGUAUUCAUGCUGCACGAAAGAAAAAGAAUUCUCAACUGAACCACAUUCGCAUUCCGGCCAGUCCAUCGAAAAAAACACGCAUUGAAAUGUUGCGGCGCGCCAGGAUUGCCUGCUACAAGUCAAAAGUGCGGCUUCAAAAACAAAAACAUAAUCUUGAACAAGAAUUGGCUAACUGCAAAUCAAAACUACUAGAAAUCAGUAAUGAAACACUCGAACGCCUUUCCAGAGAAGCAAACCUUCCUGAAGCGCAAAAGCUGGUGUUGAAAGAGUGUGUAGCUGCAGGCAAAGCUCGCUCAAAAAACGGUAGAAGAUACUCAGAUGACUGGAUCUUGCUCUGCCUUCUCCUCCAUAUUAGGUCACCUGGAGGAUACAGAUUCUUGAUGGAGAGUGAAAUUCUCGCCUUGCCUUCAGUACGAACAAUACACCGCUACAUCUCAUUGGUGGGCUUUAAAACAGGCUUUGAUAGUAAGUUCUUCAUAGCCUUAAAAAAGAAACUUGAAAAGAAAGAUGACUUCAAGCGGCACGGUAUUAUCAUCUUUGAUGAGAUGCAAGUCCGUAAAAGUAAGGCUGUCAACUCAAAGACAAUGACCUACGUCGGUCUGGCAUCAGAGACGGAAAACAGUACCGAGCUUGCAGACCAUGCUCUUGUUUUUAUGUUCUGCCCUUUUGGUGAAAGUUAUGCUCAGCCAUUAGGUGUUUUUGCAGCAAAAGGUGCCACGAGGGGUACUAUUCUUGCACAGUUGCUCCUUCAGGCAAUUUUACUUAUGGAGGAAGCUGGAGCAAAAAUUCAUGGCCACAAGAGAAGAGAUGGCAAGAGAAACAAAAACAAGAGAAUGCCCAUUCCACCGAUCAGGCUGUCAGAUGUGGAGGACUUGCCCCUCUCUGAAGGGGAUGUGAAUGCUAAAAAGAAGAACAUAAGACAGUGGCGUACUUGUAGAAGGUCAGCCGGUUUCUCUCUGGGGGUCUCGCCGGCGACGGGCUUUGCACUGGAUGACUCCCAGCCUGGUGCCACGGCUGGUCUGGCCAAGCGCUGCGUCUGUGCUUUCAGCCAGCGCCCCUUUGGCUCUGUGCAGUAA
Messenger RNA from Dermacentor andersoni, 1941 nucleotides. Lineage: Eukaryota; Metazoa; Arthropoda; Arachnida; Ixodida; Ixodidae. The record is from RefSeq and is a predicted model, not a curated record.